Myotis brandtii (Brandt's bat) is the source of this 1332-nucleotide messenger RNA. It is a transcript of the gene GPATCH4, whose product is annotated as G patch domain containing 4. Gene Ontology annotation, molecular function: nucleic acid binding. NCBI's taxonomy places the organism in Eukaryota, Metazoa, Chordata, Mammalia, Chiroptera, Vespertilionidae. Gene Ontology annotation, biological process: regulation of ribosome biogenesis. The record is from RefSeq and is a predicted model, not a curated record. Gene Ontology annotation, cellular component: nucleolus.
CCUAGAAGGACCAAAACGGUACUUCCGGGAAGGUGGCGGCUCACAAGUCGGAUCUGCACAUGUUUCCGCCGGGAGGACUCCGCAGUGACGGGAUGAUAAGUGACCUCUUCUUCUCUGGUGAAGACCUGAGGACAGUGACCCUUUUCUCAACAUGAAGGUCACCCCGGAGGUUAGGAGUCAUGGGAUGAAGUUUGCUGAGGAGCAGCUGCUAAAGCACGGAUGGACUCCAGGCAAAGGCCUGGGCCGGAAAGAGAAUGGCAUUACCCAGGCCCUCAGGGUGACGCUAAAGCAGGACACUCAUGGGGUGGGACAUGACCCUGCCAAGGAGUUCACAAACCAUUGGUGGAAUGAGCUCUUCAACAAAACAGCAGCCAGCUUGGUAGUGGAAACUAAGCAGGACGGAGUACAGAUAAGGCGCCUUUCUAAGGAGACCACCCGUCAUAAUCAUCCCAAGCCCAACAUGCUGUAUCAAAAGUUUGUGAAGACUGCCACACUGACCUCAGAUGGGGAGAAGCCAGACAAGGACUUGGAAAGCUGCAGUGAUGAUGACAACCAGGAGCCCCAGCCUUCAAAAAUUCUGACUGAUGAGAUGCUGCUCCAAGCCUGUGAGGGUCGAACAGCACACAAGGCUGCCCGUCAUGGAAUUACGAUGAAGGCUAAGCUUGCUCGUUUGGAGGCCCAGGAGCAGGCCUUCCUGGCUCGGCUCAAAGGCCAGGACCCUGGGGUCUCUCAACUGCAGACUGAGAGCAAGCCCCUCAAAAGAAAGAAAAAGCAGCAGAAAGAGGAAGAAGAGGCUACAGCAACUGAAAGGAAUGCAGACAAGGAGUAUCCAGAAUGUACUGACCAGAGCAUCAGGAAAAGCAAGAAGAAAAGACAACUUCAAGAUAGGAAAGAGGGGACAACUGUAGAGGAUGAGGAAGAGGUCACAGAAACAAGAGGGCUUGGGGAACUAAAGAGCAGAGAACAAACUGAUUCAUCCCACAGGAAAAGGAAGAAAAAGAAGAGGCAGCACCACAAAGAGGAGAAGCAGGGGGUCUUAGGUAGAGGAGGAGGUAAGGGGGGUGUAGGUGGUAUCAGAACAGAGAAGGUAGAGAGCCAAGCACACACUGAUUCACACAGCAGAAGCCAGAGGCAGUGGUGCGAGGAGGAAGACUUGAAUAUAGAGGAUAAAGAAGGAGGAAGCUGUUGUAGAUGGUUGGACCAGGGAAGCAGAAAGCAGAGCAUGCAGUGAUAAGAAACGCAGAAGCAAGAAAAGACGGCGGCAUCAGGAGGAGGGUGUCGUGGACAUAAGCGAUGGACAUGAGGAUGGCAGGACUAGGGAAGCAGAGAGCA